AUGGAUGUGGAAUAUAUGAGAGUAAGCUCCAAAAGUGCUGCAUCGAUAUUCUCCGGCUCUGGUGGAUCGAGAAGUUGCAAACGAUGUGGAUUCUUCAUACCAAGUUUCAUCAAUUCGAGGAAUGUUGCUGACAAAUUGCAUCGCGCAUCUCUUCCAGCUCUUCCAGCUCGUUGUUUCGCUUGGGCUUUGCUCACGUUGUGA
This is a messenger RNA of Caenorhabditis remanei, 201 nucleotides long. RefSeq lists its product as uncharacterized. The record is from RefSeq and is a predicted model, not a curated record. The transcript is spliced from 3 exons. Bases 1 to 201 code for a protein of 66 amino acids. Lineage: Eukaryota; Metazoa; Nematoda; Chromadorea; Rhabditida; Rhabditidae.